AUGGCUUGCAAUAAUGAUACGCCCUCACUUGAAAUCAACGGAGAUGCGGGUGGGGACAUCACUUCAAAUGACACCGGGACUGGGAUUACUUCAACUUUCGAACUUAUACCCCUGAAGCUCGACCUCUGCGAUAAUCCCGCCUUCUCGACAAUGUUGGACCUCGUGGAAAAGCGGGCGGCAGCGAUUUUCGGUCAAAAGCCGCCACCAACCAAAGAUGCAGUCGGUACAGAUAGAUUCAACUACCGUAUGGCUAACACUGCCACAAAUAUGGACCUAGCGCCUUUCACACGCGCUGCGCAGCUAGAGUGCUGGAGGGAGGCUAUGUUACUGCUCAACUUGAAAUCUACUCGGCGAUCAGGAAACUGA
Messenger RNA from Penicillium arizonense, 366 nucleotides. RefSeq lists its product as uncharacterized. The record is from RefSeq and is a predicted model, not a curated record. NCBI's taxonomy places the organism in Eukaryota, Fungi, Ascomycota, Eurotiomycetes, Eurotiales, Aspergillaceae. Bases 1 to 366 code for a protein of 121 amino acids. The transcript has a single exon.